This is a messenger RNA of Amaranthus tricolor (Joseph's coat), 723 nucleotides long. RefSeq lists its product as uncharacterized. The transcript has 3 exons. The record is from RefSeq and is a predicted model, not a curated record. NCBI's taxonomy places the organism in Eukaryota, Viridiplantae, Streptophyta, Magnoliopsida, Caryophyllales, Amaranthaceae. The coding region runs from base 1 to 723 and encodes 240 amino acids. Gene Ontology annotation, biological process: tRNA wobble uridine modification; protein histidyl modification to diphthamide. Gene Ontology annotation, cellular component: cytosol; nucleus. Gene Ontology annotation, molecular function: metal ion binding.
AUGGGAAAAUUAAGAAAUGCAGGAAGAAAAGAAGUUAUGAAAAUAAAAUUAAUGGUGAUUAUGAUGAUAACAUUCGUAACAAACGCCAUAGAUUCAAACCCAAUCCAUGAUCCAUGCUCGGAUACAAAGGUACAAAAAUGGGAUGGUUUUACAUUUGGAUUCGCGUUUUCAUCUAAGGAAUCAUUUUAUGAUUCUAAUCAAGUUCAGUUAUCGCCCUGUGAUAGUCGUCUUCAGCUGGUCAAUCAAGCUCAACUAGCCAUAUUUAGGCCUCGAAUCGACGAGAUUUCCCUAUUGACCAUCAACAAUACCUUCAACCCUGAUACAUCUGGUGGAUAUAUGGUAGCUUUUGCAGGAAGAACAUAUGCUGCAAGAUCAUUACCAGUUUUUGUUGCAGAUAGUAGUAAUACUGUAACAAGUUUUACACUUGUGCUUGAAUUUCAAAAGGGUACUCUGCAAAAUUUGUACUGGAAAAAGUUCGGGUGCGAUUCUUGCAAGGAACAUCAUGUAUGCCAUGAAAACCAAGAGUGUGCAGUGCCAACCUCAAGAUGCAAAGGCAAAGGCGGAGACAUCGACUGCACCAUUAGCAUUCAGUUAACGUUUUCGGGCACAGACAAGAAUGAAGAUGUACUUAACUCAUGGUACGAAUUGAAAAAUAUGAGACGUUUCUCUCUAUACAGCCUCUUUAACAAUCUACGGAAUUCAUUUACUAAUGGCUUACUAUAA